GAACAUGACAAGGAAGGUUAUUACAAAUGACGCUAGCCUUUGCGAAACAGAAAGUAGCUUUCAUAUGGACUUGAAACUUAUUUGACAAAAACUUGGACCAACAAUUCUCAAAAUGAGUGGUAAAGGAAGAAAGAAGGGUAAAUCGCCUGAAAAGACACCAACAAAAGCGACACGACAAUCUCCAAGAACCAAGGCACCGGUAACACCCGAAGCCAUGGAUACAGCAUCGGAACUAUCAAACAGUGCUGAGAAAUUAAAAAAUAACAAAUAAGAUAGAAAAAAUACUUCCUGGUUUUUAUGAGGAGUUAAAACUUCCCAAAGCGCUUUAUGAUUUGGCAGCAUCCAUUCAGAAGUCGUCAAAGAGUGUUCUUGGAAAUAAAGACGUAAAGAAAAAUUUUGAAGAAUUUCAACAGAUUUUUCAGGGUUGGACAACACCAGUGAAAGGACAAGAUCCAAAAAGCAAAAGUAAUAAAAGAAAACGUUCAGAUGGCCAGAACGGAGAUGAAAUAAUGACACCGGUAGAAAUUACUGAACUACAGGAAAGUGCAAAGAAAUUGAAAGAAGAACUAUCCAAACAACAAGAAGAAAAAGCAAUAUUGAUAAAAGAAAACACCGUGAGAGAUAAUUUAAUAGAGACCCUGAAAGACAACAAUCGAAAGUUAGAACAGGAUUUAAACAGUCACAAGGAAACGGAGACACACGAAAAGAUAGAAACGAAAAAGCGAUCAAUGGAAAUCGAAUUUUUAGAAGAGAAAUUGCGAAAAGCUCAUUCAGAAAUUACAAAACUGAAAGAAACAAUUGUGGAAAAUGAGAAAAAGUUUCAAAAUGACUACAAAAGAACAAACGACGAAGAUAAGUACGAAAAAACAGUAAUGAAAGAUGGGGAAGAAGAAGUUCCAAACGAAAAAGGUACAAAGUCAGAGGAACUUUUACAAGAAUUAAAAACCGUACAAAAUCAACUUAUUGAGGAGCAAAAAGCUUACCAGAAAACCAAGAAAGAAGAAAGACUUGAAAGGGAGGAACUUCAAAAGCUGAAGGAAGAACUUCUGUCCGAGAAAGAUACAUUAGCAAAUGAACUUAUCACAGUUAGAACGGAAAAACAACAGAAAAACGAAGAAUUAGAAACCGUACAAAAUCAACUUAUUGAGGAGCAAAAAGGUCACCAGAAAACCAAGAAAGAAGACAAACUUGAAAGGGAGGAACUUCAAAAGCUAAAGGAAGAACUUCUGUACGAGAAAGAUACAUUAACAAAUGAACUUAUAAAAGUUAGAGCAGAAAAACAACAGAAAAACGAAGAAUUAGAAAGCAUUGGUAAUGAUUUGAUUAAAAGUAGUGAUUUUAAUGAAAGAAAAACUCGAGAGUGUGAGGCUCUAAAGGAUCAGUUUGCGCAGAUGCAGAAUGAACUAAAACAGAAAAACGAAGAAUUAGAAAGCAUUGGUAAUGAUUUGAUUAAAAGUAGUGAUUUUUAUGAAAGAAAAACUCGAGAGUGUGAGGCUCUAAAGGAUCAGUUUGCGCAGAUGCAGAAUGAACUAAAACAGAAAAACGAAGAAUUAGACGAUCUACGAAAUAGGUUGAGCUCGUUAUCUGCUAGUAAGCUAGAUGGGGAUCCAAAUAUAACAGAUCUAGGAGACCCCAACAGACCCUUAAAACUGGUAGAAAGGUACCAACAGUUGUACGACAAUCUUUGGACCGAUAUAUUUGACGAACUUACGGAUUCCUAUACUGAUGUAAAUGACAGCGGUGAAAAGGAAAAAAUGGCGGCUAUGGAGAUCAUGUCAAUUUUUGAGAGAGUGCUACAGUUUUGUAAACAUACAGUUGAAGACCAAGAGAAAACUAUCAUAUCAUCGCUCAUGUGUUGCUCUCAAGACAAUCUGGAUCAAAAUGCCGGUAGUAUAGAUAUAUCAACGAUUAGAAAUAUUAGAAAAUCAAAUGCUCAGCAAACACUGCCAUCCAUUGUUCAGCAAUAUGCCAGACAAAAUGACCAAGAACUCACAGGCUUGAUGAAAGAUUUUGCAGAAGAGUGUAUAGCAAUUUGUUGGUUGACACAAGUACAAGAUCCACCAAUCGCCUUCGAGUUCAACUAUGACCAUGGGGUUACACUAGAUAAAGACUUAAUGAGAGAGUUCACAGUUUCUGGAGACAUUGUGGACUACGUUGUUUGGCCUACCAUGAGGCUAACCUUAGACGGUCCUGUGAUGGUAAAAAGUGUGGUGCAACCAAUCAAGAAAAAACGCUAAGCUUAAAAGUAAACUCAGGAAGUACUUUAUUGUGACCUUUAACGUUUCAUGUGGAAAAUAAACGGUUAUUGUUAAAAAUGUUUGAUGGAAGCCCAAGUUUUUUUGUUGAGCAGUUGUAAAGACUAUAUUUAAGACAGUAUGAUAUGGAUUGCAUUUAUUGUUGUAAUAUGAAAAUAAUGUGCUGAGCAGGAUAACGGAUUAUUUAUUGGGGCACAAUCGGUGUUUUUUUUAACCACAGCCAUAUUUUUUUCACUUGAACAUUUUAAAUUGAAUUCAUUUUACAUCCUAGCCAUACUCUUUUUUUAGAAAAUACACAUAUACAUCUUUUAUUCAUCUACCCCUUGAACAACCGAUACAUAGAUGGUUAUUAUUUAAAUACUAAUUUCCUAGAUCAGAUAAGGAAGUUGCAUAUCCAUAUAGAAUAAAGUUAAGUUUUCGUUGAAAUACUACCCGCUGAAAGGCAUCAAUCCAUUCAUGACACCACUUAACUUUUACUAGUGUUCGUCUGGUAAGCAAUGGUAAGAUGAGCUUUCAGAUAUUUAGGAAAGAGGUACUGUUUUCCCUGUAUAUGCUUCACUCAGUUGGUCAAAAUCCAUAAUAUUGCUAGAAGCCUAUAUUACAUACGCAAAACUAUGAUGCUAUAAAUUUUAGAACAGAUUGAAAGAAUAUUUGACAAUUACCCUGCUGUGAAAUUUAAUACAUGGAAAAUUGACCCUGCCUAUUUUAACCUCGUCAUCUGUUGUCUGCUGUAACACCUUGACAUAUUUUUUUGGUAUAGUUUGUAAAUCUUUGAUAGGAUGUUUAAAAAUAAUCACAAUAAUUUAGACAAUUGGAAGGUUUUUUUUCGGGUUUUCAGUUGAUUGAUAGCGUUUGAUUAUGUCAGUUUUUAUGGACUUCCCAUUUUUUUAAUUUGCCUUGAAGUUCGGUAUUUUUGUUAUACGAUUUUACAUUUUAUGAUAUAUUUUAUAUGAAAAGACACAUCUCUAUUGUUUUUUAAAUCGUUUGUUGACUUCAAGAUGCCUAUUUGGGAUUUUGUAUCGUUGGAAUACUGUCUCUUUGACGUGUAGACCACAUCUACUGUUAUUCCUAUUUACAGUAUUUACUUGUUAGUAUUUCUACAUUGCAGGGCUAGCCAUGACAGAUAGAUACUUUGAACAUUUGAAGCAUUUGUGCAUAUUAAUUAACAUAGAAAUCAUAAGUUUUAUACUAUUUAUAGUUUUUUUUCAUAUCUGAGCAGCUACCAUAAAAGUGUGUUUUUUUUUAUAGAAUUCAAUUCAUUGUCUCCAACAUAGUAAUUUUGAAGACCCAGACGUGUUAGCAAAUUAUAUAUGCUUAAAAUAUGUUUAUAUAUAUAUCUUCUUAUUUUAUAUAUUAUAUAAUAUAUAGCUUUCCUGGACAAGAUUUCCUAUAGCACAGUGUUUAUUUUUCUUCUUUUUUUAAACAGUUUUAAAGUAAAAAGUUAAAAACAAUUUGUAAAGCAUAUAAAAAUUAAAUACUGUUUAUGAUUCGAACUGAAUAUACAAUUACUUGCUGUCUUAUGUGUACAUUAUAAAAGUUGCUUACACGUAAUAAUAUGUACAGCCUUAUGUAUCCCACAGUGGUGUGGAGUGUCGGGCAAACAUAACCUGAUAUAACUCAAUUGUAUCAUCCAUCAAAUGCAUGAGCGUCUGGAUUGGGAGGAGGGUCCUCAAUUUCUUUAUUCUUUAUGUUUUAAACCAUUUUAUUCUAUUCUUUGUCUAUUUUGCACAUUCUUCUCUAUUCUUUAUAUUUUAACACCCCCAUAAUCCUCUAUUCUUUACUUUUUAGCCUAUAUUUCGUUUGUUUUUUAUUGUUUUGCCCUUUAUUCUGCACCUUUUGCCCAUUAUUCUCUAUUUUGUAAACCCCAUCCAGACCUUAUGUAUAGGUCCAUUAAAUUUUUUAAGCCUAGAUAUAUUAAACUAGAGGCUCUCAAGAGCCUGUGUCGCUCACCUGAUUCUACUUUGGUUUUGGAAAUCAUGUUAAAAUAGAUUAAAAUCAUUACAGAUACCCUAAUAAUAAGUGAGACCAAAUUUGGUUUAAUAUUGGCCCUGUAAUUUAAUAAAAAAUCCUGGUGGCCAUCUUGAACAGUAAAUCAGCAACAAAGUAGCAACCUCAUAAGAAACAUUUAUGCCAUGUUUGGUUUCAUUCCAUUCAGUGCACCUCUAGAAGAAGCAUUUGUAUGUAUUUCCAAUAGGGCCUUAUGUUAAAGGAAGUCCCCCCGCUGGCGGCCAUCGUGGAUGAAGGAUCAGCUUCAAAGUAACAACACUUAGUCAGCACCGCAUAAGGAACAUUCAUGCCAUGUUUGGUUUCAAUCCAUUCAGUGGUUCUCUAAAAGAAGACAUUUGUAUGUAUUGUCCAUAGGGUCCUUUGUUAAACACUGUCCCCAGCUGGUGGCCAUCUUGGAUGAUGGAUCAGCUUCAAAGUAACAACACUUGGUCAGCACUUCAUAAGGAACAUUCAUGCCAUGUUUGGUUUCAUUCCAUUCAGUGGUUCUCUAAAAGAAGACAUUCGUAUGUAUUUCCCAUAGGGUCCUAUGUUAAACUAAGUCCCCCGCUGGCGGCCAUCUUGGAUGAUGGAUCGGCUUCAAAGUAACAACACUUGGUCAGCAUCUCAUAAGGAACAUUCAUGCCAUGUUUGGUUUCAUUCCAUUCAGUGGUUCUCUAAAAGAAGACAUUUGUAAAUAUUUCCCAUAGGGUCCUAUGUUAAACUAAGUCACCCCUAGGCGGCCAUCUUGGAUUAUGGAUCGGCUUCAAAGUAACAACACUUGGUUAGCAGUUCAUAAGGAACAUGCAUGCCAUGUUUGGUUUCAUUCCAUUCAGUGGUUUUCUAAAAGAAGACAUUUGUAUGUAUUUCCCAUAGGGUCCUGUGUUAAACUAAGUCCCCCGCUGACGGCCACCUUGGAUGAAGGGUCGGCUUCAAAGUAACAACACUUGGUCAACACCUCAUAAGGAACAUGCAUGCCAUGUUUGUUUUCAUUCCAUUCAGUGGUUCUCUAGAAGAAGUUCAAAAUGUAAAAAGUAAACGACGACGACGGACGACGGACGCCAAGUGAUGAGAAAGUUCGGGCCAGGUGAGCUAAAAAGGAGGAGAUUGAUGAUUAUCUUGAUUCAACAGCAGUGACAAUGUUUACUCCAAGACUUCAACUUUAAAAAAAUCAUCAUAAACCUAUCUUUUUCAGGCGUUUUUCUAUUAUGAUUUUGGACAUAUUAAUAGAUUUCUAUAUUGCUUUUUUAUGAUCGAAGAUUUUUAGAAACUUAUCUUCUCAUGGUUAAGUACAGUAGUAACAGGGGGCGUAGAGGGCGUACGCCUCCCUUUGGUCGCCACAAACAAAUUUAUUACAUCAUUUUUGUUUUACGAUUUAUAUGAUUUUUUAGCAUAAAAUGGUCCAAAAUAUUUUUCGCCUUGCUUCGCUCGGUGGUAUUAUCCGUUUUAUGGAAUUACGGAUCCCUUUUAAAAAAUCCUGGAUCCGUCUCUGCCUGGUAUACUUUAAAAGCAUAUAUAUUCGGCUGAUACUUACUAACUGGUAUAAAACGCAGAUGAUAUUAAAACAAACAACGUAAAACUAUGUUAAAAAAUAUGUUUAUUAAAAAAUAAUGCAUAAAACCUUGUAUUUAUAUUCUGCAAAGAAAAUGAUAAGAAUUUUGUAGUAUAGUUUUAUAAUAAAAAAAAAGUAUUUAGAA
Molecule: messenger RNA, 5935 nt
Organism: Mytilus californianus (California mussel)
Lineage: Eukaryota; Metazoa; Mollusca; Bivalvia; Mytilida; Mytilidae
Product: golgin subfamily A member 6-like protein 22
Exons: 9
Coding region: 510-2237 (575 amino acids)
Source: RefSeq, a predicted model, not a curated record